This is a messenger RNA of Pungitius pungitius (ninespine stickleback), 2371 nucleotides long. RefSeq names its product heme oxygenase 2b (gene hmox2b). Gene Ontology annotation, biological process: response to oxidative stress; heme oxidation; heme catabolic process. The coding region runs from base 204 to 1133 and encodes 309 amino acids. The record is from RefSeq and is a predicted model, not a curated record. The transcript has 7 exons. Gene Ontology annotation, molecular function: heme oxygenase (decyclizing) activity; heme binding. Lineage: Eukaryota; Metazoa; Chordata; Actinopteri; Perciformes; Gasterosteidae.
UAAGAUGUAACAUCUGCCUCCAUUAUAGAGUAUUUUUGCAUGCACACAUAAGUUCUAAGUUCAUACUAACGUUAUAUGAUGUAGGAUUUAUUUUUUGUUUGCUUUGGAGUUUUCUGGAGACAGGUAAAAUCAGGGAAAACGACAGCAUCUGAUUUGAGCACACAUCUGAAGUGGCUUUCUCUCAGAAGCACCGGUGAAAAAAGAUGGAGAUAAACACUGGUGUGUCCAAUGGAGCAGGAGCUGUGUACGAGGAGAAAGAAGAUGCCCUCAGUCCUGAGGAUCUGUCAGAGAUGUUGUCAGCGGGAACUAAGGAGGUUCACGAAAAGGCAGAAAACACCCAGUUUGUGAAAGAUUUCCUUAAGGGACGCAUCCGCAAAGAGCUCUUCAAGCUUGGCGCCGUGGCACUCUACUACACUUAUACAGCCAUGGAGGAGGAGAUUGAAAGGAACAAAGACCACCCCCAUUUUGCCCCUCUAUAUUUUCCUACAGAGCUGCACCGCCACGAGGCCCUGGCCCGGGACCUUGAGUACUUUUAUGGCCCCGACUGGCGCAACCAGGUCAGCUGCACCCAGGCAACCCAGCGCUACGUUGACCGUAUUCAUCAAGUCGGCCAGGAGGCCCCGGUUCUGCUGGUGGCCCAUGCCUACACUCGCUACAUGGGGGACCUCUCCGGGGGGCAGGUGCUGAAGAAAGUGGCACAGAGAGCCAUGAAGCUGCCGUCCACCGGGGAGGGCCUUGAAUUCUACCAGUUUGAUGGCAUCCACAGUGCGAAGGCAUUCAAGCAGCUGUACCGUAGUCGGAUGAACGAGCUGGAACUGGAUAUGGAAACAAAGAAGAGGCUGGUAGACGAGGCUGUCAAGGCCUUCCAGUUCAACAUGGAGGUGUUCGAGGAGCUGGAGGAGAUGGGCAAAACCAUCCAGGAGGACGUGUUGGACGCUGGCAUGCCCGUCCACGGAGCAAUGGGUGGAGACAUCAACAAGUGUCCCUACUACGCUGCCAAAAUGGCGGCAUCGGGUGGAACGGCCUACGCCUCGCAGCUCGCCAUGGCCGUGCUCCGACACCCGACCGGGCAGGUGCUGGUAGCCACUUGGUUCGCCGCUCUGGCCGGAUUUGCCGCCUGGUAUCUCAUGUGAUCCGGGGCUGCCGCCUUGUUUCCCUCUGCCACCGGCAGAGAAAGGACAGCGAUUCCAUCGAGCCGUACGCCAUUUCCUUGUUUGACACAAACGGGUCCAAGUUUAUUCAAUGUUGCGUGUUCGCCCACAAGAGCGGUUGACUGGUAAAUAAACUCGGAGCUGAAUCUUGUUGAUGGAAUUCCCGUAAAAUGUUUGGUAGAACCUUUUAGUCGCCAUCUUCAACCAUCCAUUCACCAAGCUGCACCGUGUCACCAUUUAUCCUCCUCUCUUUUUUAUUCUUCUACCUCCUCUGCACUAACCCUCCAUAAAUGUUAACACCUCACUUAUCAGGAAGGUACAUUGCCUCCUUUGAUUUAAAAUCUACUGCCGGGUGGGCGAGCAAAGUGACGUUGAUGCUGCCUGUGUGUGACUGUCUGAACAGGGAUUGAGUCACGGUGAAACACACUUUGCAUAUGUUGUGCACGGUUAGUGUGCCUGGCAUGAAUCCAAUAGCAAGCAGUGUGUUUUUGCAGGGCAGAUCGCCGUGUUAAAUUUGAAUGGGGCUUCAAUUUCUUUUGCAUUCAAAGAUGCUUAUUCGACCAGAGAGGAAGUAAUUGUAUGAUAAUAUAGUAUUUUUUCACCUACACACAAACACCCUGACGAGGGUAUGAUUAACAAACAAAUUUCAGUGAACAUGCCAGAUCUCUGAAUCUGAUGCAUGUUCGAAUGUACUAUUAUUCUGUUUCAGAUGUUAUGAAACGUCAUGUGUUUUUAUGACAAAAACCCGCCUAUUGUUUUAUAUGCAAAGCUUAACUAAACAAGAUGGCUGAUUCAGUUUGACCUGCCAAAGGAGCCUAUAUUAGGACCAAGGUGUUCACAGAGGUGAUCGCAGCUCUUUUAAAAAACGAAAUGGUCUUAUUCUAAUGUAAAGGAUUGUCUACAUGAAGGCUAGAUGUCUCUUGAGUGCCAUUGUUGAUUAAGAACUACGUCAAUGUCCUUCAGCACGCCCAGACCUUGUUUAUGUAUCCAUUUGACAUGGAUAUACCUGCACGUAUCAUCACUAAAUCUGUAAUCAUUAUUCAUUUUUUGUUCAUACUGUAAAGUGUGGGUUCAACCUUCCCGGUAAUGCACAACUGUCUUUCAGGAGGAUUAUAUUGUUCAGUGUAAAUGCUUGCGGUGUCAUUGGAAGUUUAAUAUUUAUCCUCGUACAGUUACACUUUGACCUUUUUGCUUUUUCUCCUGAAAACCGACUUUAGCUU